Molecule: messenger RNA, 1497 nt
Organism: Kuraishia capsulata CBS 1993
Lineage: Eukaryota; Fungi; Ascomycota; Pichiomycetes; Pichiales; Pichiaceae
Exons: 1
Coding region: 1-1497 (498 amino acids)
Biological process (GO): iron ion transport; intracellular manganese ion homeostasis
Cellular component (GO): plasma membrane
Molecular function (GO): cadmium ion transmembrane transporter activity; manganese ion transmembrane transporter activity
Source: RefSeq, a predicted model, not a curated record
AUGGCCACAGUUCCCGAUUUACCAGUUUUGGACAUUGUUAUGGGUGGGGUCGACCAUCCAGAAACUAAACAAUCAUUUGGUGCUCAGGAUUAUGUUCCCCAGAAAAAGGGCAUUGCCAAACUUGGCAACAACAUACGAACUGCAGUAGUUAAAUACGCUCGGUUUGUCGGUCCCGGGUUGAUGGUUUCAGUCGCAUACAUGGAUCCUGGAAAUUACGCGACUGCUACUUCAGCUGGAGCUUCCAAUCGGUAUGCACUGCUGUUUGUGGUUUUUAUUUCUAACGCGGUGGCAGUUUUCCUUCAAAGCUUGUGCAUUAAACUAGGCACCGUUACCGGAAAGGACCUCGCAAGGAGCUGCAGAGAAAUCUGUCCGCGAUGGCUGAAUUUGGUGCUUUACUUGUUUGCAGAGUGUGCCAUUGUGGCCACGGAUGUGGCUGAGGUGAUUGGUUCAGCUAUAGCAUUGAACAUAUUGUUCAGGGUGCCGCUUCCGGCCGGAGUUGCGAUCUCAGUGGUUGAUGUGUUCUUGGUCUUGAUGGCUUACAGGCCUGGCUCUUCACUACGAUUUGUGCGGUAUUUCGAGUAUGGAGUUGCAGUUCUGGUGUUGGCAGUUGUGAUUUGCUUCUGCGUGGAGCUGGGAUACUUGCCUCAGGAAACUUCUGCUAAGCAGAUCUUCCGGGGAUUUGCUCCUUCUAAAGAGAUGUUCCAUAACAACGGAAUAUACACAGCUGCUUCCAUUUUGGGUGCGACAGUUAUGCCACAUAGUCUAUUUUUAGGGUCUGGACUGGUACAACCGAGACUGCGCGAAUACGACGUGGCCACAGAUCACAUCCAGUUGUCAGAGGAUUCAGCUGAAAACGAAGAGAUGUACUACAGUUAUAAGCCUUCAUCUGCAGCCAUCGACUACUGUUUGAAGUAUUCAAUCAUCGAAUUAGCAACCGCAUUGUUCACUUUUGCUCUGUUUGUGAAUUGUGCUAUUCUGAUAGUUUCUGGGGCCACGCUUUACGGAACAACAGAGGCCGUCGACGCUGAUCUCUACGAUAUCCAUUCGCUGCUUUCCACAACAAUUGCACCCGUUGUUGGUACUGUUUUCAUGGUAGCACUUCUAUGUUCAGGCCAAUCUGCCGGGAUUGUGUGCACGAUUGCAGGUCAGAUUGUGUGCGAGGGCCACAUUCAAUGGAGAGUAAAACCAUGGAUGCGGCGACUCAUAACUAGGUCCAUUGCAAUCGUGCCUUGUCUGGCAAUAUCUGCCAGUCUUGGGAGACACGGGAUGGGUAUAGCUUUGAAUGCAAGCCAGUUUGCCCUCUCAAUUACACUGCCGUUUCUCACUGCACCGUUGAUCAUUUUUACAUGCAAUCGACGCAUAAUGCGGGUGGAGAGGGAAGACGGGACUUACAAAGACAUGUCCAAUAACUGGCUCACCACGGUUAUCGCAGUUGUGGUGUGGAUUUUUGUUGCGGUAUUGAACGUGUAUGCUUUGGUUCAAGCAAAUAAGUCAUAA